This is a messenger RNA of Setaria italica (foxtail millet), 1122 nucleotides long. Its product is annotated as chaperone protein DnaJ. The record is from RefSeq and is a predicted model, not a curated record. Lineage: Eukaryota; Viridiplantae; Streptophyta; Magnoliopsida; Poales; Poaceae. The transcript has 5 exons. Bases 173 to 691 code for a protein of 172 amino acids.
CACUCCCUCUCUAUUUAGAGAGAGAUAUUUUUCUCACGCCCUCCCCGCGAAUAAAAACUUUUCCAGCGUCCCUUUGAAUCCAUCCACCCAUCGCUCGUCUCCCUCCCGAAUUCGAUGCCUUUGUAGCGCUGCCGCGUCGCCCCGCGCCGUCCGCCUGCUGCUGGGCCUUCCCAUGGACGCCGGAGCCGGGGCCGGAUCCGGCAAUGCCUCCGGCGGCGGCGGCGGCGCGUCCGCGUGCUGCUACUACGCCCUGCUCGGCAUCCGCAAGAACGCCUCCGCCACCGACAUCCGCACCGCCUACCGGAGGCUCGCGAUGAAGUGGCACCCGGACCGGUGGGCGAGCGACCCCGGCGCGGCCGGCGAGGCCAAGCGGCGGUUCCAGCGGAUCCAGGAGGCCUAUUCCGUCUUGUCGGACAAGGGGAAGAAGGCCAUGUACGACGCCGGGCUCUUCGAUCCCCUGGACGCCGACGACCAGGAUUUCUCCGACUUCAUGCAGGAGGUGCUGGUGAUGAUGGAUAACGUGAAAAACGAGAAGCCGGACACGCUGGAGGACCUGCAGAAGAUGCUGGAGGACAUCGUGAAGGGCGACGAGGGGAGCCGCGGCGGCGGCGUAGGCUUGGGCGGGCGCGUGCCGCCGGACGGGGUGCGGCGGGCGCGCGUCGCGCCGUACCCGCAGCAGCAGCGCAGGUGACCGGCGCGCCGGUGUACGAGAUGUACACGCGAGCCGACCAGAGGGAAAGAUCAGCCAGCGAAGCAACGGGAAGCUCUGGAAAAGAAGAAAGGAAGAAUAAAAAUGGAUUGCGAAGUCGGUGCCAUCUGAUGAGGAUUGAAGGUAGCAGUCGAUUGUGUGGGAUUGGGCCUGCUGGGGCUCGGGCGCCGCUCGAUUCCGGCCGCGCCGCCGCCGCAAGAAGAAGCUGGCGGACGCGUGGCCGGGGACUCCGAUUGUUAUCUCGUCCACAUUUCGUGCCCCAAUUGUCACUGGAAUUCUUUGACUCUUCUUUUACUACGCUUUCCGCGUCGCGUUCCAUCCCACUCGGUGGUGUGGAGAAAUUUGUAUUUUUGACACCCUAAACACGUGGUUUCGCAAAAUUGACACCCUAAAGAUGGACUUCGUAAAAUUGA